Messenger RNA from Chelmon rostratus (copperband butterflyfish), 5372 nucleotides. Its product is annotated as protein FAM83B-like. Lineage: Eukaryota; Metazoa; Chordata; Actinopteri; Chaetodontiformes; Chaetodontidae. Bases 181 to 2838 code for a protein of 885 amino acids. Gene Ontology annotation, cellular component: membrane; cytoplasm. Gene Ontology annotation, biological process: epidermal growth factor receptor signaling pathway. The transcript has 5 exons. The record is from RefSeq and is a predicted model, not a curated record.
CGCCUUAGUGCUGCUGGUGCUGCUGCCGAGAGUGCAGACACCAAGGCUGACUGGAGAGUUUAACUUUGUUCUUUUAAAGCCAUUUAAGGUUCAGGAUUCAGGAACACAGGACGAUUUCUUUAACCAUGAAGUAAAGGAGAGGUCUGUUGCACAAAGAGACUCAGACAGGACCUGGCAUCCAUGGAGUCCAGUCUGUCCUACCUGUCUUCACUGAAAGAAGAUGACAAUCCACUUUACAUCCAGCCACAUUACAAAGAAUCCUACCGUCUGGCUAUUUACGCCCUGCUCUGUGGAGGCAAAGAGGCCUACGAGGAGUUCCUCCGUGCCGAGCAGAUCAGCCACUUUCUGUCAGAGGAGGAGAUCCUGUUCAUUUUGGAAAAUGCAGAGGUGCCGUUUGUGGAGGAUGAGUCUGAGGGAAAACAGGCCACGGAUGCGGUCAGUCCCUCCACGUACUUCCCAACCGAGUCGGACGAGGAGGUGCCCGACUUGGACCUGGGCUGGCCCGAUGUCUUGCUGGACAGCACGGACACGAGCAUCAGCAUGCUGUUCCACCCGCCCAGACAAAACACGCCAAGCAUCAAAGAAGUGGUCCGCAAACAGAUACAGGAGGCGAGGCAGAUGAUUGCCAUAGCGAUGGACGUCUUCACUGACGCCGACAUCUUCAAAGAGAUCAUCGCUGCCACGUCGAGGGGAGUGGCUGUCUAUAUCCUUCUGGAUGAUUCCCACUUCAAGAGCUUCCUCACCAUGGUACACAGGAUGGGCGUCAACAUCCAAGACCUCAAGAACGUGCGUGUUCGGACGGUCCAGGGCCAGCAGUACCGGUGUCGGUCCGGGGCGAAGUUCUGUGGAGAUCUGGAGCAAAAAUUCAUUUUGGUGGACUGCCGCACAGUCUUGUAUGGAACAUACAGCUACACGUGGUCUUUUGAAAAGAUCAACCUCAGCAUGGUCCUCGUGAUCACAGGUCAGCUUGUUUGCUCUUAUGACGAGGAGUUUCGAAGGCUGUACGCUCGCUCCACAGCUCCUACAAUCCAGACCAGGGAAAGGUUAUCUGUUCAGAACCUGAGAGACACUGUGGCCCUGCAGAGCCCAACCACCAGCCAGCUUUCCCUGCAUCAGAUUCACAUGAGAUCCAGAGGGACACACGGCAUGAGAAGCGCUCAGGAUGACAGGUAUAACAAUGCCACCAUGCUGACCAGGGGGCUGAGCAUGCAGGAGAGGCUGCAUCAAUCUCACUAUACUGACAUGGGGAAUCUGAUGCGGGGACACAGUUAUGGUGGAGAACUGCAGAAGUUAAACUCCAUGACUCGGCUGAGGAUGGGGACCAAGGACAUCGGAGCCCCUCUUACUCCUGAGAGGACUGGAUCUAACCUGAGAGGGGCUGGCGAGUCGCUAUCAAACAGGCUGUCCCAGCAGCACCUUAGGCACCGGACUCUCUAUGGGGCAGACCAGAAUCUGAUACCAUUUAACUCUGAAUCAUCACUCCACAGGUGGAAGAUGGAAACAUACCUUAGUAUGCCUCCAGAUGUACCAAGUGAUGUGAUAUCCCCAGUAAUAUCUCCGUAUAGUAGUCUCACAGGAUUAAACGAGCAGCAGUCACAGAUGAUUCACAGCAGGUCGAGGGAGAUUAAGUCCAGGAUGGAAGAAAUGAGGCAAAAGAGGCUCAGUCUGCAGGAUUUCACCAAUCUCAGGCAAAGCCAAGAGUCCUUGAGGUCUGCGUAUGUAACAGAAAGACCUACCUAUAGGUCUUCAUUAAGAGGUCUGGACACAAGUGUGGCAGAAUUACAGCCAAAUACACAAAACGGUUACAGCCUGGAACCAGCCAACCCCAGAGACAGUGAGCCAAAUAAGGAAGGAAUUUUCAAUGAUGGCCACCGCUCUGCCUCUCACUAUGAUGUCAAAAUGAUUUCAGAACGAAAGACAACGCAGAGGUAUGACUGGCACGAGCCUAUUUCCAGGACAACGUCAGCAGGUGAUUUAAAUAUGAAACUAAAUGAUCCAACGCUCAAGCUCUCUCAUUUGCAGCACAGUGGUCUCAGUAUCCAGCAGGCAAGAGCGAUGGAGUCUUUGAUUGAAAUCCCAGAAGAGAAAGAGGGUUCAAACACGCGUGCCAACAGUUCAGACUCCACUGCAUUCAAAGAUGGAAAUGAAGAGAUUUACAAAGGAUUACCUGCAGAAUCACAGCAUCAGGAUCAAACCAGAGGAAGCCAUGGUUCUAUAGGUAAGGUCGCCAACAGCUCUGGCUCAGCUGUUCCAGGAGAAUCUCCAGGAUCUCAGCAUGCAGUGGAGGCUAAUAGUCACAUGGAAAUAGGGCAAACACAGUGUGAUGAACCAGGCCUUCAAAGGAAAAAUUCCAUGAGAAUGAAAGUAUAUUCACUGCUUACAUCAGACGACAAGAAAGCAUCCAAAAAAGAGGACAAAUCAGUCCAAAGAAAGUCCUCAGUGAAAUCCAAGAAUCCCUCAGGAGUCUUCACAGAGCAUUCAGAGGCACCUGUAGCAGACCAACCAACAAGUGGUCCAACAGAAACAGAGAAGCAAAAAUCUCCAUUCUUGAGAUUAUCUGCUCCGCGUUCAAGCAAAAAGAAGACAAACGUUCCGGCAGAGCAGGACAGAGGCUCUGGAAGCACUCUGAACGAAGAGGGAGCAACUGUCUACCAAAGACAGAAAGUCUACAGUCGAUUUGAAUAUUUUCUUAACACUGAAACUACUCCCAAAGACAAAGGCUCUUCGCUAAACAAGCCUGACUCUGGCUAUCCAAUGCAUCAGACACAAAGUGGUUCUGAAAACAAACUGGGAAGAUUCAUGCAGCGAGUAGGAAAUCUUAUAGGGAAGAACAAGUAGAGAUGCAGGAAGAGAAGAAGGCCACCAUGCUCAGCAAUGAAGGCAAAGUUAGUGCAUUGUGCUCCUGUUGUUUAUUCAUUGAUUGGCUGUUUAUGGUCACCACUGCAGUAUACUUAAUUUUUCCUUGAUGGGUCUGAUAAUGUGCCUAAGAUCACGGAUAAUAAUUACCACUGAUGCCAAAACACAAGAUGUAAUGUAUCAGGUACUGAAACAGCGUCUAUCUGCCCUGAAUUGGAUGUUACAGGGAAGCAGGGUUGAUGUGGAAAUACCAGCAAGUCGUUUACCAAUGAAAUUAAAGCAGAGUCAAUGUAACACUUAUGCUUGUAGCCAGAAAAAAAUAUCUUAUUAAGUAAGUUGAAUUGUGAAAAUGUUUACUUAAAGUACAUGAGUGUAUAUAUUUUUGGAUUGUUCUUUUUGAAAGUUUAAUUAAAGGUCCAGUUUGUAAGAUUUAGGGGGAUAUAUAUACAGAUUAUGGCUAAAUAAUUCUGUUUUUUUUGUCUUAGAAUGAGCUCUUUAUAUCUACAGAGGGAGAAGCUCCUCUUCCGUCAUGUCGUACCAUCAUGUUACUACAGUAGCCCAGAACAGACAAACCCAACACACUUGCUCCAGAGAGCACCUUUUGUAUUUUUCUCAUGUCUCGUGGCCACCACAGGUUCUCCUACACGCUUGGAAAAGGAUGGGCGAUGGGUUGCAAUCUGCAACCUCAACACGAGAUGGCACUAAAUCUUACACGCUGGUGCGUUAAAAGUACAGUGUGUAAGAUGUGGCCAUAAUUUUAGCUUGAAAACAUUAGCUUAAACAUUAUCAACAGUUCUGAUGUCAGUAUGUCAAAGACUUCUAUGUAUUUUGUUGCAGAGAUAUGUACUGAAGUUAGCAUGCUAACUUGCUAACCAGCUAGUUGCAGUCCAUCCUGUCUCAUGAUACCACUUUGUUCCACAACAGUUCCUGAACAUAGUUUUAGUUGAGAGAUGUGUGUGAGCAGCACACUCAGUCAGCUGAAAGGGCCACUAGCUGCAUGGUUAACUGAGCUAACUAGCUAAUGGCAGCUAGUAGCUACAGCUAAAGAUAGCUACAGCAAAGAGCACAGUGAGCAGCAGUUAGUUACUCUAAUGAUUUGCUGCCCACUGUUUGAUGCACGUUUGUAAAAUAUAGUUUUUCUAAUACUGCUUGAUGUUGUACAUUUUCUGUGUUCCUUGGAUGAUUGAUUGAUUGUGACAUUCAUGGCUCAUGCUCAUGGCAUGUAUGGCUAUAAUACGUAGAUAUCCAGAUGUGUAAAUAAAACAAACCAUACAGUAUAACCAUGUCGACUACCACGACAAACCAACCUCAGUGGGACUAAUGAGAUAGUCAGAAGUCAGAACGUACUUGUGAAUUUACAGACAUCGCUGUGAUCAGGUUUCAUUGGAUCUACUUUCUACUGAGGAAAUUGUUUCUUUAAAAACUGAUCGGUUGAGUUAUGAUUAACUAAAUGCUGCUGUUAAAUAUUUAAAUGUACUUUUUCAAUGCAGGUAGCAGCACUAGCAAAAUUCCAUUCAUUUCCGUUAUUUGUGUGGCAGCUGAACUUUCAGACACAGAUAUCUCUGAAUCUGGGUGCAUAAAACUGAACUUAUCGGCAUGGAUAGUUACCGCUAAGGGUAGUUCAGAAAUCUGUAUUUUUGAAGACCUUGGAAACAGCAGUUUAGAAACAAUCACACCUUAAGGUCUAUUUAUUAGUGGUUGCUCUGAGCUUUCAAUCAAAUCAUGAUUUUCAUCAGCUGGAGUUUGCCAAGUUUUUUUUUCUUUUUUUCUGUCAUCUGCAUUUCCAUCAUGACUGGGCAAAUUCAUCUGCUGAGGAAGAUCAUGAUACACGAUUGAAAACUCCAGAACUAAUUUGACCUUGACAUGAAAUUGUUUUCAAAUGCCCUUUGUAAUUUGGGGCAACUGAUCAAAUGACUGUGAAAACAGUCACAUGUGAAAAUGUGGAUUUAAAUGCAACACUCACACUCACUCGCUUUUUACAUCUGAGAUAUUCACUGUAAAUGUAAGCAUACAAUGUUUAUAUAUGAAAACUUGUUCCCUAGAAGCACCUGAGAACACAUGUAAGUUUCCACUUGUGUCUUUUUUGUGAAGAGAUGGAAGGUUUAACUGAAAAACUACUGUACUUCUCUACAGGAAAACAAGACUUAAAGUCAGCAGCCACACUAGCGGCCCCAAGAGGUUGCAAUGUUUACUACACACACAGAGAACAAAAAAUUCUGACAAGAUUACAGAUGGAGAGAUAAUUUCUUAGCAUUAGGAUUCCAGCAUGUUUUAUCUUCUGUGACAUGAUGAGCCACUUCCUUUUUUUAAUUACACUGGUUAAUGGUGCUGUAGUAGUAGUCGUAGUUGUCAAGGCACAGCUGCAACAGUAUUGUUCUUGAUAGUAAUUUAAAAAAUACACAGACACAACUGCACAACACUGCCUCGUACAUGGAGGGCGUACUCAUACCUUUAUUUUGAAAUAACUGAGAAAAAUAUCUACAAUCAUAAUAAUAAGGUAUCAGCAUAAUAUAUAA